Molecule: messenger RNA, 2396 nt
Organism: Xyrauchen texanus (razorback sucker)
Lineage: Eukaryota; Metazoa; Chordata; Actinopteri; Cypriniformes; Catostomidae
Product: BCL2/adenovirus E1B 19 kDa protein-interacting protein 3-like
Exons: 7
Coding region: 192-968 (258 amino acids)
Biological process (GO): mitochondrial outer membrane permeabilization; positive regulation of apoptotic process
Cellular component (GO): nucleus; mitochondrial envelope; mitochondrial outer membrane
Source: RefSeq, a predicted model, not a curated record
UUAGUGCCUGAACUGAGGCUAAAACUAACACCCUUGACUGGCACACAUUCAAAGAUGGAGUGGAAAAACCUGGAGGAGGUUUUGACAGAAAUCUGGCAACAACAUAGAGAAGCAUUUGCACAAUCUGGCAUCCCGUGUGCCAGUGUGCAGUUUUGUUGUCAUUCUUCUGUCUGCCCUAUAUUUACAUCUAUAUGACUUGUGCUGGUUGCAUCACCAGCAGCUGUGUGAAUUCGUGGAAUAAAGAUCCCGAUCCAAUUCUGUCACAUGAAUCCUCAUGCUGGUGGACAUCCAGAAUUGAUAGACAAGAGCAGUUCUCAUCUAGGAAAAACUUCAUUUCGGAAGUGAAACAACCCAUGCCUCUGGAAAGGGAACGUGAAAUGUCGAGCGAGACACAAAGUGCACCCGAAGAAAACAUUCAGGGUUCGUGGGUGGAGCUGCAUUUUAAUAAUGGAGGCAGCAACGUGUCUAAAGGAGCUGCUGAGGAACAGGCUGGUAGUACUGCUCCAAGUGGAGAUCUGGAGAAAAUGCUGCUGGAUGCUCAGCACGAGUCAGGCAGGAGCAGCUCGAGGGGAAGCUUACCAUAUGACAGUCCUCCGAGAUCUCAGACUCCUUUGCAUCUGCGCAGGGGCUCAGAGGUUCACAGCUCUGGAGAAAAAAACAGCUCACAGUCAGAGGAAGACUAUCUAGAGCGGAGGAAAGAAGUGGAGAUUCUGAUGAAGAAAAACGCAGAUUGGAUCUGGGAUUGGUCGAGUCGACCCGAAAACCUCCCGCCCAAGGAGUUUUUGCUGAGGCACCCGAAGCGCUCCAGCACUCUCAGCAUGAGGAACACCAGUAUGAUGAAGAAGGGAGGGAUCUUCUCUGCAGAAUUCCUCAAAGUAUUCCUGCCCUCUCUGGUCCUUUCACACAUCCUUGCUGUGGGUCUUGGGGUGUACAUUGGAAGGCGUUUAACUACCUCUGGCACCUUUUAAGGGAACAGAAGAAAAAAAACACAAGAUAAAUCUCAUAUCCACACAUUCACCAUCUCAGCUGCUUUGUCUUGAAUCAGUGCUUGUGCAGAUGCAGAUAGGGUAAGGUCACAUGACACGUCCUCUCCCUGGCUGCGGGUCACGCUGCCUCGCUUUCCCCUUGUGUAUUCCACUGGCGUUUCCCAUUGUUCCUCUGUGGCCCAUAAUGAUGCCAGUUCAUUACAGGGCCGUCACUGCACGGGAAGAUCAUGUUAGGCUCAUAGGCAGAUAAUUAGAUGUGCUGCAUCCUCAUCAUUUUGCAUUUUCUUGCACCAAGACUCUGGAAGUGUUGAAUGGAAUGAGAACUCCAUUGAUGUGGUCCCUGAAAUGUUGGCUUUGUUCACACUGCACAUAAAUUCAAUUAGUUUUUUCAAUACCGAUUUGAAGGACUGACUGUUCACACUGAGUUCAAGAGUUCAAAUCAGAUCCUUGUUUUUUUUUCUUCUGACAGUGUAGUCAAUAUCCAGUGUAUCUACUGUCAUCAGUUGCAUAAGGAUUAAUGCCCAGAGACUGGAAAGAGGGGACAGAAUCUUUUUCUUCCUCUACUCAUGAGAGACGAACGACCAAAUACAAUUUUGUUCACUCAUUCACUACAUAAUGAAAGAAAAAAAUUAUAAUUAUCUCAUCAGUGAUUAAGACUGAGAUGCAUUCAAUAAAUAAAUAAAUCUAUAAAAAUAAGAUUUAAAACCACAUCAGGAUAUACCUUGAAUCAGGUUUGUAAAAACGUGAUUUUUUUAAUAUUUAGUAAAUUUUUUGGCUCACGGGGUGAAAUCAGAUUUUUGCUGCAUGUCUGAACAAAGCAUUAGAUUGUGAACUGGGAGGAGUUUUCCCACUUUAUAGCCCAUAUCAAACUUUAUACUAAAUCUCAACAUUUGAUAAAAUCUUUUCAAGGCAACAUUUCUUUGUGCCUUGAGGUUGUUUUUGCAUUUAUAAUUCUUUGAACGCCAAACUGCACAUUUGCUUUGGGACUCUGACAGUAUUCAGUAUUAUACAGUAUAUACAACGGCUGUCAACAGCAAAUUUCUUUUUGCAUUUUAUUUUUAAAAAUACAAGCCAAGAUGUACCAUAUCAGCUCACCUCAGCUAUCUACAAAUAAGGUAUGAAAUAUUUCAUUUACAAAAUAUGAAAUAAGAUAUAAAAUAUUUAAAGAUGAUGUGAGAUGUGUAUUUACCAAUGUUGUUUAAGUUUGCACUCAGAAAUCAUGUAUUUGAACGAUCAGGCUUCCAGCCCAAAGAUUGCCUUAAACAGUUCAUGAAUCAGGCAGGGAGUAUAAGGGACUUUCUGUGUAAAUUUGUGCAUGUUUUGUAGGCUUUAAAAAUCAUUUUCAGUGUACGUGUUAAUUUCAAAGUUGUUUCUUUCUAAACAGAGGGAACAGAAAUAAAUGUUUGUCAA